Hyposmocoma kahamanoa is the source of this 1749-nucleotide messenger RNA. Its product is annotated as alpha-tocopherol transfer protein-like. Gene Ontology annotation, molecular function: phosphatidylinositol bisphosphate binding. The record is from RefSeq and is a predicted model, not a curated record. The coding region runs from base 632 to 1564 and encodes 310 amino acids. Gene Ontology annotation, cellular component: membrane. The transcript has 8 exons. Lineage: Eukaryota; Metazoa; Arthropoda; Insecta; Lepidoptera; Cosmopterigidae.
AAUAUGCUUUGAAAAGCAAAACCUUAACCUGGUCGCUACUACGUGCAAACCUCCGUGUCAACAUAUUACACCGCACAGACAGCGUCCUGCGCUCCCGUUCUAUGUCUAAAUUAUCAUUUAGAUCAUCAGUGACCCAAUGCCCCGGAUAUUUAAACCGUUCCACUUUUUGUAAGGGAGUAUCAGCACGUUUAACCGGAGGCACAACAGAAUACGAUUUAGUGCCUGCCUUGAAAAUCAUAAGCACGCUCUUUUUUGCGUUGUUCCUAAGUCCAUGGGUCUCUGCAUAUAACUCACAUAUACUCAACAAUCUACGGAGGGCACUAAUCGAAGGGCUCAGCAGCACCAUAUCAUCAGCAUAGCUGAUAUUAUUUAUACAGACUCCAUCGAUAUGGCAACCGAUACCAGUGCCACUGAACCCUCCGAUGAGACGGUUCAUAUACAUAUUGAAAAGGCGCGGUGAACUCAACCCUCCCUGUCUCACCCCACAUUCCAACCUGUAUACUUCCGAGUACAACCUGCGUACCUGCCCACUUGACAAUAUUCUUCUGAUUGCUGUACCAAUAUCCCAGCAUAGACACAACUUCUUUGGACACUUUGGUAUCACAAUGCAGUUUUCGCCACAAGUUUCAGUAUGCCUGUCGCAGUACGUCCUCUACCCGCAGAUCUAGCGGAUAAAGCCAAAGAGGAAUUAUUCGAAGACCCAAAAAAGCUUGAAGACAGCAUACAGCAUUUAAAAGAAUGGAUCGCAAAACAACCGCAUUUGAAAGCUAGAACAGAGGACCAAUGGCUGGCUGCGUUUCUGAGAGGAACCAAAUUCAGCUUAGAACGAGCGAAGGAGAAACUCGAUCUUUACUAUUCGUUAAGAACACUUAUACCUGAAUUUCAGUCGAUCAACCAUAGACAUUCUAAGUUCAUGGAAAUUCUUAAGCUAGGCACAUUGUUAAUAUUGCCAAAAUCAAAGAAUUUGACGGAUCCUAGGGUACUGAUAUUCAGGGUUGCGGCCUGUCCUCCUGGUCAGUUCACCAUGCCUGAAAACAUGAGUGUUAUAAGAACUUUGCAAAAGAUAAUGUACAUGGACGACGAUAUUUUUACAGUGAAUGGUGUUGUAAACGUGGUGGAUAUGAAAGAUGCAACUUUGUCCCAUUUUACUCAUCUAACGCCGUUGAUGAUGAAGAAAAUGGUAGUUGCAAAUCAGGAUGCAUCGCCUACGAGGAUGAAAGCAGCUCAUUAUUAUCAUAUGCCUCCACCAGUCGAGACAAUUUUCAACCUUAUAAAAACAUUCCUUAAUGAAAAAAACAGGAAUCGAUUGCAUGUUCAUGGGAAAGAUUUCAAGCCACUGUACAAAUAUGUGUCUAAAGAUAUCCUGCCUGUGGAGUACGGAGGAAAUGGAGGCACUAUAGAAGAAAUAGUCGACUACUGGGUAAAGAAAAUAGAAGAAUACAGCAAAUGGCUGGAUGAAGAAGAAAGAUACGGCACAGAUGAGUCUAAGAGGCCAGGAAAGCCGAAAACAAGUGAAGACAUGUUUGGCGUUGAAGGAUCUUUCCGACAACUCCAGAUGGAUUAACUAAUAACGCCAACUUGGUUUUUAUAUACACGUAAAAAAAAAUUAAGCAAUAGUUUAGUAGUUUCUCUGUGUAGUAAAAAACUGACGUAAUUUUUAUCAUUUAUACAUAAUAUGUGUGUUGUUUUCGAUAUUAUUAAAUACAUUUGUUCGAUGAUUUAUAUUUUCAUAACAUUUUUUUUGCGGCU